AUGAUCCUCCUUGAAUCUCAUAAUGUUGUCCUUCAAAACACCCUUAAUGAGAAAUUCAACAAGCCAUCGGGUAUAGAUGUUAGUUUCGUAGAUUACGAUGGGGUCCGUUUCCACGUCUCUACUCCCGAAAAGAAGACCGAGCUUUUGGUAUCUAUAAGCAUGCGAUGCUGGGAAGAGCUCGUCCAGUAUGGCGCGAAUGACGUGUUGCAGCGCGAAUAUGGUUCAUUUAUUACCGAACCUGAGCAGGGAUACAACUUUUCGCUAAGGUUUGACUUGGAGAAUGUUCCUGCUGCUGGAGAGGAGAGGGACAAUCUCAUCAAAUCCGUCGCGUUGUUGAAACGAAACGCGCUGGCCGCUCCGUUUGAGGCUGCGUUUGCGACUCAGAAGGAGCUCGAGGCGGCUGGGAUGCCGACUGAUGGAUCAGCCCCGCCUACCGGAGACUUGAAGUCAAUCCAUUACCGCGAUCGCGAGGCGAUUUAUGUACGCGCCGGGAUCGACCGAGUAACUGUCGUGUUUUCGACAGAGUUCCAGGAUGAGACGGAUAAAGUUGUUGGAAGAGUGUUCUUGCAGGAAUUUGUUGAUGCACGGAGACAACCGUCUAUUCAAACUGCCCCGCAAGUACUAUACAGUAACCGGGAGCCUCCGUUAGAAAUUCGAGGUGUACAAGGUCUAAAUGUUAGCGACGAUGUCGGUUAUGUGACAUUCGUCAUCUUCCCACGACACUUCUCGAAUCCUGUGGUUGCAGCCAACACGAUUUCUCACAUCCAAUUGUUCCGAGACUACCUACACUACCACAUCAAAUGCUCAAAGGCUUAUAUGCACAGCCGCAUGCGACACCGUGUGACCGAAUUCUUGAAGGUUUUGAAUCGGGCAAAGACCGAGAGCGUGGGUGAGAAGGAGCGCAAGACUGUGACGGGUCGUACGUUUUCAUCUCGAUAA
Molecule: messenger RNA, 939 nt
Organism: Rhizoctonia solani
Lineage: Eukaryota; Fungi; Basidiomycota; Agaricomycetes; Cantharellales; Ceratobasidiaceae
Product: actin-related protein 2/3 complex subunit 2
Exons: 7
Coding region: 1-939 (312 amino acids)
Biological process (GO): actin filament polymerization; Arp2/3 complex-mediated actin nucleation
Cellular component (GO): actin cytoskeleton; Arp2/3 protein complex
Molecular function (GO): actin filament binding; structural constituent of cytoskeleton
Source: RefSeq, a predicted model, not a curated record